CAGGGCGACACAUGUGAAGCAUGAAGCUGGCAAACCUUGUCCUUGGUGCCAUGACCCUCCUUCUUCUGGGUGGCUGUGACAUUGUCCUCAGCACCUCCAGUGGGAACCUGCACACUUUCGUGGGCUGUGCUGUGAGGGAGUUCACUUUCCUGGCCAAGAAGCCAGGCUGCAGAGGACUUCGCAUCACCACCGAUGCCUGCUGGGGCCGCUGUGAGACCUGGGAGAAACCCAUUCUGGAGCCGCCUUACAUCGAAGCCCAUCACCGAGUCUGUACCUAUAAUGAGACCAAGCAGGUGACUGUCAAGCUGCCUAGUUGUGCUCCAGGAGUGGAUCCCUUCUACACCUACCCGGUGGCUGUCCGCUGUGAUUGCGGGGCAUGUUCCACUGACACCACCGAGUGUGAGACCAUCUGA
Onychomys torridus (southern grasshopper mouse) is the source of this 413-nucleotide messenger RNA. RefSeq names its product glycoprotein hormone subunit beta 5 (gene Gphb5). Gene Ontology annotation, cellular component: cytoplasm; extracellular region. Gene Ontology annotation, biological process: regulation of thyroid hormone receptor signaling pathway; G protein-coupled receptor signaling pathway. Lineage: Eukaryota; Metazoa; Chordata; Mammalia; Rodentia; Cricetidae. Gene Ontology annotation, molecular function: hormone activity. The record is from RefSeq and is a predicted model, not a curated record. The coding region runs from base 21 to 413 and encodes 130 amino acids. The transcript has 3 exons.